AUGAAGAACAAUACUAAAAAGGUACACAAAAUAGAGAGGUGCAGUUAACCCAAAAUUGAAAACAGAGGAAAACCAUCAUAAUUAAAAAAUGUAUAAUUAGAGCCUCCUGAUAUAUGGACGAACUCACCAACUUGUGUUCGUCUAGUCAAAUUCUUAUGUGACAUGGGAAGACAUAAUUAUUUACAUCAAGCAGGUAAACAUUCAAAUAGAGUUGACAACAAUAGGAGAUUAGAAAAUGAUCUAGAUACAAAGUUACGUUAUGAAUACGCCUAGGAAAUAGUAGAGAAUAUGUUUGAUAUCUAAUGUGAAUCCAAACGAUGUUUCGUCUUUUUCUUUAGGAGUGUUGAUUAAGACUAGGUGAUUUACGACUUUUAGGAAUUUUUCCAAAAUCAAGAUUUCAUAUUGCAUCUACAUUUGAUUUCGCCCCUAUUGUCCAAAAAAUUCAUUGAAGAUCUUAUUAACAUUUUGAAUUCACAAAAUAAUAUUGCCUCUGCAGUUGAUCUGCUAUUAGAAAGUAAAGAUAAUCCUUCAGAAUAUUCACAUAUAGUUUAAAAUUGUUUUAUUCAGAAACAACUUCAAACUAGGCUGGAUGAAAAAACAAAUAAACCUAAUAUUCAAACAGUAAGAAAUGAAUUUGAAGAUUUUAUAAAAGAUCCUUAAACUAACUAGUUAGUUUAUAAUUUUGUAGUUGAAAUAAUAAGGAUAUUUUUAUCUUCAAAGGCUUAUCUGCCAGAGACAGAUGAAAUUUAUGAGGUGGUUAAUGAAUUUUAGAGCAUAUAUCAAUGA
Paramecium octaurelia is the source of this 786-nucleotide messenger RNA. Lineage: Eukaryota; Ciliophora; Oligohymenophorea; Peniculida; Parameciidae. The record is from the annotation of a GenBank genome assembly.